ACAGUGUGCGCAGCCAUAUUGCUUUGACGUCACUCCAGAAAUGAAUGGUGGGAAGGAACUGGUAAUUGACAAGACUACUCCAAGCUGACGAGUUAAGUUAAGGGGGCGUUUUCUUUUGCUUUUACUGGUUGGAGGUGGGGAAUUACAAGUUGCUACCUCGACUCGAACGCAGCAGUAGGUGCCUUUGUAAUGCCGUCUUCCAAACGACUUCCUUGUUUAAGUGCACUACAAAAUGUACAAAGUAAUGGGGUCUGUGUCCUAUCUAGUGCACUAUUUAUGUAGUUGGAAGUCGUUUGGGACGGGUCAGCCUUGUAAACGUCACCGCUGGGUCCAGCUAAUCCAGCUAACACGUGAAUUUAGGUACCGAUUUUUGACUGAAGAUUACAUUUGACAUUUUGCUGUGAAACUUUAUUGCUUAUAUUUGGUUAAAUGAGGAUACGCUGUUGGAGUUUUCAGCCUUACGAGACGCUUUUUAGUACUAUAGUGUAAUAGCAAAGGCAGAGGCAAGUCACCACGCUAGCUAAGUUUAGUUGGACAGCAUCGCACAGGCCAUGGAGAACUCUGAAGAAGAUACUGUGCAGCUUCAUGGAGACGAGGAAAUCAUCGAAGUUAUUGACUUGAAUGACACAGAACAGACAACCACAGAUGAUCUUGCAGAGGAAUUGGAAGAUGUGGAUUUUGCAGAAGCUGAAGGAACUGCAGAUGAUGAAGGCUGGGAGACAGAGGAUGAGAUGGAGGCAGACCAGGAUGACAGCGAGCUCACGUUCAUCAAACACACCGGUUCUGUUUUCUGCGUCAGUUUGGACCCAGUAACAAACAACCUGGCCAUCACAGGUGCUGAGGACGACAAAGCUUAUGUAUGGAACGUCAUCGAUGGAGAGGUGUCGUUUGAGUGUACAGGCCAUAAGGACUCAGUUACAUGUGCAACAUUCAGCCAUGACUCAAAGCUGGUGGCGUCCGGGGACAUGAGUGGUCUGAUUAAAGUGUGGAAGGUUGAAGCCAAAGAGGAGAUCUGGUCUUUUGAAGUAGGAGAUCUAGAGUGGCUGCAGUGGCACCCCUGUGCACCAGUGUUGCUUGCAGGUACUGCUGAUGGCAAUAUGUGGAUGUGGAAGAUACCAAGUGGAGAAUGUAAGACCUUCCAGGGACCCAACUGUCAGGCAACAAGUGGAAAAAUCCUUCCCGAUGGAAAAAGAGCGAUGGUGGGUUAUGAGGAUGGGACCCUGCGUCUGUGGGACCUUAAGCAAGGCAAUACAAUCCAUGUCAUUAAAGGUUACGAUGGCCACCAGGGGCCACUGACAUCUAUGGAGUGCAACAAGGAUGGAACCCUGGUUCUCACAGGAUCAACUGAUGGACAGGCUAAACUCAUUAACACAUCAACAGGCAAGGUACUGGGUUCAUUCUCGAUUGAGAACACUGAGGAGAAAAACACGAUGGAGGAGCAGGAUUCCAUCUCAGUGGAGUCUGUAGGAUUUUGUAAUGUGCUGCCCCUGAUUGCUGUGGCAUAUCUGGAUGGCACUCUGGCCAUAUACGACUUGACCACACAGAGCCUUAGACACAGGUGUAAACAUGAUGUAGGGAUCGUCCAUCUUCAGUGGGAGCAGACCUCAGCCGUGGUGGCUACCUGUAAUCUAGGUGGAGUUGUGACUCUGUGGGAUGCUCGCUCAGGAAACAUGGUGGCUGAAUAUCGUGGUCACACAGCAGAGAUCCUGGACUUCACGCUCAACCGAGAUGCUUCCAUGGCUGUGACAGCAGGUGGGGACCACAAAGCCAAAGUCUUCUGUCUUCAGAGGCCUGAUCGAUAGGACAAGAUUGACUUUCCCCAUGGAUUGAAACAACCAGUUAGACUGUUUCCACAUCCUCAGAGAAUGGUCUUGCCCCCUAAUGUUUUACUGACUGAAUCCAGCUGUUUCCCAGUUCUACAGACUAGUGUUUUUACACAAUUAAGUGUAAUUUGGUGAUUACUCACAAAUUUGCUCAGACUGACUGGCUUCAGAAGCUUAAGACAUCCUGACCACUGUGAUUUUUGUUUUUGGGUGAGUCAUUCAUAAUUGCUUCAUUUAUGUGUAAUCUGUAAUGUAUAUUGGCAUUACAUUUCAAUUAUGGGUGAAUAAAUCUGAAAUUUUACCACUUUGCAUGACAAAGUGAAAUAAUCAGCACGAGUUUGUUGAUUCCUGCUGUAUACUUUUUGCUCAUGAAUUCUUUGACCUAGUUAAGACACAACCCAUUUUGACUUCUGUUUAGUCUUUUCAUGUAGUUCAUCAUCAGUAAAACAUAAGGCACACUUUGGUUAUGUAUUGAUAAUAAAGGAAUACUAAUACAUUUUUCAGCCUAAUCUUUUUCUGUUUGUCAUGUACGUGCAAUUAGCACUGACACCUUCAUGUUCAUGUUGCUCUGUACUGAGAAGGACAGAAACACAUCUACUUGAACAUCGCUUCUAAUGGUAGCCUAAGAGCAGUUGUUGGUGGAAUAAAUAAACAUUUAUAUGGAAAAAUG
Messenger RNA from Pangasianodon hypophthalmus (striped catfish), 2493 nucleotides. RefSeq names its product angio-associated, migratory cell protein (gene aamp). The transcript has 11 exons. Gene Ontology annotation, cellular component: cytosol. The coding region runs from base 552 to 1802 and encodes 416 amino acids. NCBI's taxonomy places the organism in Eukaryota, Metazoa, Chordata, Actinopteri, Siluriformes, Pangasiidae. The record is from RefSeq and is a predicted model, not a curated record. Gene Ontology annotation, molecular function: protein binding.